AUGGCGGACCCCACCACUGGCGACGCUCAAGUCCACCUGACGGACAUUGACGUCGAUCUAGACGUGCAAGAGAUUCUCCUCGCAGCUUCGCAGCACGACAUCCCUAAGCUCCGCCUGCUGUGCCGCACCCAAUCGUCAGUACCUGAUGCAGCGAAUGUCAAAGAUCCAGAAACCGGUUACUCGCCCCUCCAUGCCGCCAUUGCAGCGUGUGAGCCUGACGCGGACGAGCAGACAAAUGGCGUGAACGGCACAGAGGCCAAUGGUGAUGCUGAGCCUAGCAAUAACGAGCAGAUGAAGGCUGGCGUGGAUACCGUCAAAUUUCUGCUGCAAGAAGGCGCGAUCUGGAACGAUCUUGAUAACAACAAUGAGACGCCCGGUUGUCUGGCGCGACGGAUUAAGGCGCUGGAGAUGUACGAGCUGAUCGUCGAUGCUGGUGUGCGCGCAGAAUUGUUAUUGAAUCGAUUGGAUGCCUACGAGGAACUCUCUGAAGGCUCAGACGAGGAAGAGGGCGAAGGCGUAGAGAAGACAGACAACGAGCCGGAGACAGCACCAGAGCUCGUGGAUGCAUCCGCAGAACAACCCGCCGCAGCUGAAUCAUCGGGCGAGGCUAAUCCAGGCGUGACAAAUCGCGGUUACCUCGACUCUAACCUGAAUAUCGAUCAAGAUCGAAUCCUUGACUCCGACCAAAACGGCGUGAUGAUGCGCUGGGAAAGCGACAUUAUGCUCAAAUCGGCCAAGGCCCUUCUCCCACGGCCGGGCCUCAAGGUGCUGAAUAUUGGACAUGGCAUGGGCAUUGUCGAUACAUUUUUCCAAGAACAGUCUCCGGCCUCACACCACAUCAUUGAAGCACACCCGUCUGUGCUCGCGGAAAUGAAGAGCCGUGGAUGGGACACCAAGCCUGGUGUGGUGAUUCACGAGGGCCGGUGGCAGGAUAUCCUGCCUGGCCUAGUUGGACAAGGAGAGACUUUUGAUGCGAUUUACUACGACACCUUCGCGGAAUCCUACGCGGACUUCCGCGACUUCUUCUCGGAACAGGUGAUCGGGUUGCUGGAGCAAGACGGCAAAUGGGGAUUCUUCAAUGGCAUGGGCGCCGAUCGACAGAUCUCCUACGAUGUCUACCAGAAGGUGGCAGAGAUGGAUCUCUUCGAGGCAGGCUUCGAUGUCGACUGGGAGGAAAUUCCCGUGCCCAAGCUGGAGGGCGAGUGGGAAGGCGUCCGCAGAGCCUAUUGGGUCGUUGAUAAUUAUCGGCUCCCGCUGUGUCGAUUUAUGGAUUGA
Molecule: messenger RNA, 1275 nt
Organism: Penicillium macrosclerotiorum
Lineage: Eukaryota; Fungi; Ascomycota; Eurotiomycetes; Eurotiales; Aspergillaceae
Gene: rmt2
Product: protein-arginine N5-methyltransferase
Exons: 1
Coding region: 1-1275 (424 amino acids)
Biological process (GO): peptidyl-arginine methylation
Cellular component (GO): nucleus; cytoplasm
Molecular function (GO): protein arginine N5-methyltransferase activity
Source: RefSeq, a predicted model, not a curated record